Molecule: messenger RNA, 868 nt
Organism: Momordica charantia (bitter melon)
Lineage: Eukaryota; Viridiplantae; Streptophyta; Magnoliopsida; Cucurbitales; Cucurbitaceae
Source: RefSeq, a predicted model, not a curated record
UAAAAAGAAAGAAAAAUGAGCCAUAAAGAGAAAUGAGAGACCUUCUCUCUCUAUUCACCUUCUGCUAAACUAUUGUAUUCCUCCAUGGAUCCAAGAAUUUCCUUCUCAAAUGACUUUAUUGAAACUCAACAGCCAUUGAAGCUUGAGAACAUCUACAGAGAAGCACCUGUUUCUUCUGAUUUUGAGUUCACUGUGAAGGACAGAAGCAUGAUUCCUGCAGAUGAGAUUUUCUUUCAGGGGAGGCUGCUGCCAUUGAAGGACAGUUCAAGGAAGACAACUUUGAGGGAUGAGCUGAAAGUCAAUGAAGAUGAUGAUAAUGGUGAUGGUGAAAGUUUUCCUAAGCUAACAAAAAGCUCUGCAGGCUGCUGGAGGGAGAGAUUUGGUUUCAGGAGAUCCCAUAUUGGGCCAAAGAAACAGAGUAGAAGUGAAGGGGUUCUCAAAACUGUACCAGAGGAAGAGAAAACUAGUGUGUUUCUUCAUGAGGACCUCAUAAAUAUUGCAAGGAAAAAUGGGAAUUGUUACUUGAAGAAAGCUAACCCACAGAGAUGAGAGGAAUUAUAAAGAGGCAGAGGCAGGAUUUAUAGAGAUGCUUAAAACUAAUGUAAAGCAGAAACAUUAAAAGAUUUUCUUCUGAUUUUCAAGCAAAAAUCAUUGGUUGAGGCUUGAAGAUGCCAUUGUUGGGGAAAGAAAGGAGAAAAUCUAUUGCUUCUCUUUUGUUUGUGACAAGAAAAACCAACCAAACCCCAUGUGAGGGCUCAGGUUGGAAAUUGUAACUUUUUCUUUAUUUGUAUAAAUGGUUUAGAUUUAUUUGAAGAGGUAGCUAGUAGCUAGAUUUUGUCAUGUGUAAUUUCCUUUUGGUGGGUUUUAU